GCGCGCUCCCAGUCUCCGCCACCCACCAGCUCCGGCACCAGCAGCAGCGCCGCCGCCACCGCCCACCUUCUGCCGCCGCCGCCGCCACAGCCACCUUCUCCUCCUCUUUCCUCUUCUGUCCUCGCCUUCUGUCGAUCAUCAGGCUUUGAACCAGUAUGGCUGAACCCCGCCAGGAGUUUGACACAAUGGAAGAUCAUGCUGAGGGCUACACUCUGCUCCAAGACCAGGAAGGAGACAUGGACAAUGGCUUAAAAGAGUCUCCCCCACAGCCCCCCGCCGAUGACGGAUCGGAGGAACCAGGGUCCGAGACCUCUGAGGCUAAGAGCACUCCAACCGCUGAAGACGUGACUGCACCCCUAGUGGAAGAGAGAGCUUCCGACAAGCAGGCCGCUGCCCAGCCCCACGCGGAGAUCCCAGAAGGAACCACAGCUGAAGAAGCAGGCAUUGGAGACACCCCGAACCUGGAGGACCAAGCCGCUGGGCACGUGACUCAAGAGCCGGAGAAGGUCCAGAAUUUCCCAGAAAGUUUGCUUGGCGAGCCAGGGCGCCCUGAAGGCCAGGCUCCAGACUCAGGGAUCUCUGACUGGAUCUGCCAACCGGUGCCUAGUGUGCCUGGGGCUCCCCUCCUGCCACAAGGCCUCAGAGAGGCUACGUGCCAACCUUCGGGGACAAGACCUGAGGACGUAGAGAGAAGCCACCGGCCCUCUGAGCUGCUGCAGCAAGAGCCUCCUUUGAAGGAGGGAUGGGGCAAAGACAGGCUGGGGAGUGAGGAGGAGGCGGAUGAAGAUCUAGACGUGGAUGAAUCGUCCCAGGAGUCCCCUCCCUCCCAGGCGCCCCUGGACCCAGGCAGGGCAGCCCCUCAGCCUGUCUCCAGGGAAACCACCGGCACGCCUGGGCUCCCAGGUGCCGUGCCACUUCCUGUUGACUUCCUCUCCAAAGUCUCCACAGAGACCCAGGCCUUGCAGCCCGAAGGGCCUGGCACAGGGCCCAUGGAGGAAGGGCACGAGGCUGCCCCAGAGUUCACAUUCCACGUGGAAAUCAAAGCCAGCAUGCCGAAGGAGCAGGAUUUGGAAGGGGCGACAUUGGUGGGGGCCCUUGGAGAGGAGCAACAGGCCCAGGGCCCCUCUGUGGGAAAGGACACCCAAGAGGCUAGCCUUCUGGAGCCAUCCGAGAAGCAGCCCGCAGCUGGACUGCCGGGAAGGCCAGUCAGUCGGGUCCCUCAACUUAAAGCUCGAGUGGCCGGUGUCAGCAAAGACAGGACUGGAAGCGACGAGAAGAAAGCAAAGACAUCCACACCCUCCUGUGCUAGAACCCUGAGCAAUAGGCCCUGCCUUAGCCCCACACGCCCCAGUCCUGGUAGCUCAGACCCUUUGAUCAAACCCUCCAGCCCUGCCGAGUGCCCUGAGCCAGCCACCUCUCCUAAACACGUCUCUUCUGUCACACCCCGAAAUGGCAGUCCUGGAACAAAGCAGAUGAAACUCAAGGGGGCCGAUGGUAAAACUGGAACCAAGAUCGCUACACCUCGGGGAGCAGCCCCUCCAGGCCAGAAGGGCACAUCCAACGCCACCAGGAUCCCGGCCAAGACCACGCCCAGCCCAAAGACCCCUCCAGGCUCAGUUUCCAAGCAAGAGCAGAGAAAACCACCCCCUGCAGGGACAAAAUCUGAGAGAGGUGAACAACCAAAAUCCGGAGAACGCAGCGGCUACAGCAGCCCCGGCUCCCCUGGGACCCCUGGCAGUCGCUCCCGCACCCCAUCCCUACCGACGCCGCCCACCCGGGAGCCCAAGAAGGUGGCAGUGGUCCGCACUCCCCCCAAGUCGCCCUCUGCCAGUAAGAGCCGCCUACAGACCGCCCCUGUGCCCAUGCCAGACCUGAAGAAUGUCAAGUCCAAGAUUGGCUCCACUGAGAACCUGAAGCACCAACCAGGAGGUGGCAAGGUGCAGAUAAUUAAUAAGAAGCUGGAUCUUAGCAACGUCCAGUCCAAGUGUGGCUCGAAGGACAAUAUCAAACACGUCCCGGGCGGCGGCAGUGUACAAAUUGUCUACAAGCCAGUGGACCUGAGCAAGGUGACCUCCAAGUGCGGCUCCUUAGGCAACAUCCAUCAUAAACCAGGAGGGGGCCAGGUGGAAGUAAAAUCUGAGAAGCUGGAUUUCAAGGACAGAGUGCAGUCGAAGAUUGGUUCCUUGGAUAAUAUCACCCACGUCCCCGGAGGAGGGAAUAAGAAGAUUGAAACCCACAAGCUGACCUUCCGGGAGAAUGCCAAAGCCAAGACAGACCAUGGAGCAGAAAUCGUGUACAAGUCGCCUGUGGUGUCUGGGGACACAUCUCCACGGCACCUCAGCAAUGUGUCCUCCACGGGAAGCAUCAACAUGGUGGACUCCCCGCAGCUUGCCACACUAGCCGAUGAAGUUUCCGCUUCUUUGGCCAAGCAGGGUUUGUGAUCAGGCCCCUGGGGCAGUCAAUAAUCGUGGAGAGAAGAGAGAGUGAGAGUGUGGAAAAAAAAAAAAAAAGAAUGAUCUGGCCCCUCGCCCUCUGCCCUCCCCGCUGCUCCUCACAGACCGGCCGACCGGCUUGUCACCUAACCUGCUUUUGUGGCUCGGCUUUGGCUGGGGACUUCAAAAUCAGUGAUGGGAAUAAGAGUAAAUUUCAUCUUCCAAAUUGAUUCGUGGGCUAGUAAUAAAAUAUUUUUUAAGAAAAACAUGUAAAAACAUGGCCAAACCCAACAUUUCCUUGGGCAAUUGCUAUUGAUUUCACCCCCACCCCCACCCCUUUUGAGUCUUAGAGGGUGAAGGAGGCUCUGAAGGUUGUUUUCUGGGGAGUUUUAAGGGACUAGGGCAACUGAUUGCCGCAGCCCCACCCUAGGGGCAUCAGGGACAGCAGCAGCAACAAAAGAUUAGGAACUUGGUGUGUUUGUGGAGCUAUAGGCAGGCAGGCGAUGCUAACGUGUGUGGUUGUGAAGCGGGGCUGAGGCAGCAAAGGCUGAGAGAUAGGUGUCAGGGAAUCAGAGGAGAGAGGGGAGGAAGACAGGCUCCUGCCAAGUCGCUUGGGAAGAACAGGUAGCCCCAGCGGCCUGCAGCAGCCUUAGAAGGCACAACUGCCUGUUUGGUAAGGCCCUGGGGAGUAUGUGCCCCUUCUGUAGGGCAGCCCAGGCUGGAAGGUGGUACCUUGUUGCUUGGUUCUCUGAAGGCUGACCUUGACAUCACAGGGCACUGGUUUAUACCUCCCUCUCUGUAGGGUGGGAGUCCUGAGCUGAGGGGCUUCAUUCUCCUCUCACAGAAAACCCUGCUUUACUGAGUUCUGAAGUUUGGAAUUGCAGCCAUGAUUUUGGCCACUUCACAGACCCGGGACUUUAGGGCUAACCAGUUCUUCAUAAGGACUUGUGCCUCUUUGGGGACAUCCGCCUGUUCUCAAGCUUGGUCCUCUGGCAUUUCUGCAGGGUGAGGGAUGGAGGAGGGGCAGACAGGCCUCCCACCCCUCCCACAGCCACUGCAGCUCCUCCACCUGUCCAUCACACCCACGUGUCUGCCGAGAGCCAGUCUCUGCCGUUCUCUCAUCCCGUCUCACUGUCCUGAGUGCUUAGCCUCCCCGCCCCCAUCCUGGCCCUGGGUAGAUGUGGGUAGUACCUGCUCUACACUAAGAGCUGGAGUCCAGGGAGAGCAAAGAUUUGAAGCUCAGUCUCUAGUCCUACAUCCCACAAAUCCAACCAGUGUGCCUGGAGAUGACCCUGGACACUUCUGUCUGCUUUUUUUUUUUUUUUUUUUUUUUUGUUUUAAACUUUAAAUAGUGGUUGCCUCCUAGGUAGGCCUGGCCCUCUUCUCGUGUUGAGCUGGAGGCAAGUCAGGUGCCAAUGUGUUGGCACCAGUAAGAGCAGACAAGACUCCCAGGGCAGGGCCACGUUCCUCUCAUCCUUCUUUUCCACCCCAGCUUGUGAUUGCUAGCCUCCCAGAGCCCAGCCACCAGUAAGUCCCCGUGCACAUAAUCAGCCCUCCACACCCCAACUUGGGGAACAUACCCCCUGGGAAUGUUUUCCUCCAAUCCCCAUGGAAGCGGUGCUGCCUGCCCUGCUGGAGCAGUCAGACAUCUUCAUAGAUACAGCCCUUCCCUCCCCGUCUACACCCUGUGCGUUGUAGUUGGAUUUGUCUGUUUGUCUGGGUUCACCAGUGACUAUGAUAGUGAAAAGAAAGGAAAAAAGAAAAAAAGAAAAAAAAAAAAAGGACGCAUGUAUCUUGUAAUAUUUGUCAAAGGGGUCUAGCUCACCACCAGGGAUGGAGGUCCUGGGUAUUUCUUGGCUCCACUGGGACUUGGCUCCAGGCCAGUGCAGUGCUUCCCUGCUAGGACAUCCUAUGUUUUCAAAGUUUUCCUCUGCAACUGGGACCUCACAGACACUGGAUUGUGACACUGGAGGUCUCUUAGCUGCCCGGGCCUGAAGCACAGGACCAGAGAGACUCCACCUGUCAGGGAGCGCUUCCUGCUGGCCUGUUUUGCAGAGUGAAGAUGGUCCUGCCUAAUCACAGCCUCACGUCCCACGGCAGCCCUGAAAGAUGGGCUGAUAACUACUGCAUCCCGAGAGACAAGGGCAUCAGUGUCAGCUGCGAGAGCUGUGGCCCUAGAAACCCCAUGGUUCUCCAGAAGACAUCUUUGGGCCCUCUCCAAAGCCUCGGCUGCCUCACCACAGGGCUUGGGAUGAACUGCCCCACUGAGGAAGGGGACAUUGUAGGAGACUCCCUUGGUGUCCGAGGUGUCAGCCCACUGACCUUGCAUGAGCAUCUCCUACAGCUGCAGGGAAGAGGCCUCAGGAGAAGCAUAGGAGCCUCAGGCCCAAUUCUAUCACUUCUGGCUUGGAUACAGUUAAGGAGUUAAGGACAGACUCUGUGGAUGGUAGAAGGAAGCAGCCAGCCUUUCCCAUUAAAGAACAACCUAUGGAGAAGCUCCCAGCUGCUGACGGGCCCAAUGGAGAAAAGGGAAGUGUGGCUUGAAGCAUUGCCCCUUCAUCAUGGCUACCUAUUCUGGUUUUUAUCUUACUUCCCAUUGUCCAUUCUGCAGUUCCUGUCCUUGAAUGGGGACACUGAAAUAUCUCUUGUAGGGAGAACAGCCCCAAAAUAAUUAUUUGGAGUUAUCAGGUCAGUGCUGGCUGAUAGGCAGUUUACAAUGAGAGUCUGGCUUGUGACUUCAGUGAGGACAAUCCCCCAGGGGCACAGCACCUGUCCUUUCUUCCCAUGCCUCCCUAGUCCAGAGCUAAUGUCUUACUUAGGGUGGGCUAGAUAGGGUAUACCAUAUGCCUGGUUCCUCCAAGCUCUUAAUUCACUUUAUCAAUAGUUCCAUUUAAACUGACUACAAUGGUAAGACUGUAUCCUGUUUGAGAUUGCUUUGUGCUAUGGGGGGGGGGGGGGGGGGAGGAGGAACAUGUUAAGAUAUUUCACAUGGGCAAACGGAAGCCUUGGAGUGUAGCCAUCUGUAACCUUCAUGAUUAUGACCACUUCCUAGAGAUAAGUGCCAUGGCUUUAGCCUAGAGGCUUGUGACAGGCUUUCCCAAGGCAGAGACAGCCAGCUAGUUCCCUGCCUUCCCAGCCAGGUGUAGCUCCCAGGUUUGUGUAGGAAUCUAUGAACUACUCUUGUCUGCUGCCUUCUUUUGGUGUCCAGAGCCCACCAUCCUGCCUCUUUAAAACCCUGGCUUCCUUCCCUCUAAGUCACUGGCACAUCAGUUACCACUUCUGGACUGGCUUCAGAUCCACAGCCUACAACUGCUAGCAGUAGCCAAGACCUCUUCCUUUAGUCUGUUCUCCAGUGAAAUAAGUGGGGCCCAGGGCAGAGGUGGUAACCAACUAUAGGACUAUGGUUUUAUGAGCCUCCAAACUUCUCUCUGGCUUCUGGAAGGGUUACUUUGGACAGUAUCUCAGUCUCACCCUCCUGAUGGAUUGUAGCCUGUGCAGUUACUGUGCUGGGCAUGAUCUCCAGUGCUUGCAAGUCCUAUGAUUUCCUUGGUGAUUUUGAGGGGGUGGGGGAGGGACAUGGAAUCAUUUUAGCUUAGCUUCCUGUCUGUGAAUGUCCAUGUAGUGUAUUGUGUUUUAACAAACGAUUUACACUGAUUGUUGCUGUAAAAGUGAAUUUGGAAAUAAAG
Alexandromys fortis (reed vole) is the source of this 6118-nucleotide messenger RNA. RefSeq names its product microtubule associated protein tau (gene Mapt). The record is from RefSeq and is a predicted model, not a curated record. Lineage: Eukaryota; Metazoa; Chordata; Mammalia; Rodentia; Cricetidae. Gene Ontology annotation, cellular component: neuron projection. Gene Ontology annotation, biological process: neuron projection development; microtubule cytoskeleton organization. The transcript is spliced from 15 exons. Gene Ontology annotation, molecular function: microtubule binding. The coding region runs from base 156 to 2441 and encodes 761 amino acids.